Aureobasidium musti is the source of this 543-nucleotide messenger RNA. Lineage: Eukaryota; Fungi; Ascomycota; Dothideomycetes; Dothideales; Saccotheciaceae. The record is from the annotation of a GenBank genome assembly.
AUGAGUUCCUCUUCCUCAGACGCUUCGGCCCACUUUCCCNCACCUGCACUGCGCAGCACCUUGAACGAAGUGACUUCGCUCCUACACUCUCGCAAUCAAACCAUCGCCAUUGCCGAAACUGCAGCUGGAGGCCUACUUUCCUCAUCUAUCAUAUCCACCCCAGGUGCCUCCAAGAUCUACAAGGGCGGUUUGACACUCUACACCCUGCCAUCGCGAAUUGCCUACGCAGGUUGGAGCGACGAAAACAUCAAGGGCUACAAAGGACCUACCCCUGAGAUUGUUGCUGGACUGGCGAAACAUGUGCGAGGGGAACUCAAGGCAGAUUAUGUGAUUGCCGAGUCGGGGACUGCGGGGCCUACUGGCGGUGACACGAAAAACAGGACGCCUGGGUAUGUUGCGCUUGCUGUGGAUUGUGAANAGGGCACAUUUACUAGAGAGGUGGAGACUGGAUUGGGAGGUGAUAGAGUUGCGAAUAUGGUGCAGUUCGCAGAGGAAGGGUUGAAGUUGGUCAAGGAUGUCAUUAAUGGAGAUGCGAAGCUCUAG